Neltuma alba is the source of this 872-nucleotide messenger RNA. Its product is annotated as protein TORNADO 2-like. The record is from RefSeq and is a predicted model, not a curated record. The coding region runs from base 16 to 825 and encodes 269 amino acids. Gene Ontology annotation, biological process: auxin-activated signaling pathway. Lineage: Eukaryota; Viridiplantae; Streptophyta; Magnoliopsida; Fabales; Fabaceae. The transcript has 2 exons. Gene Ontology annotation, cellular component: membrane.
AAAUAAAAAAGAAACAUGCCACUGAGCAACAAUGUGGUCGGAGCCAUCAACUUCAUCGCCAUUCUCCUCUCGAUCCCGAUCAUUGCCGCCGGAAUCUGGCUGACGACGGAACCAGCCGAUUCCUGCGUCAAGAUUCUGCAAUGGCCGGUGAUCAUACUGGGUGUGCUCAUAUUAUUAGUGGCUGUAGCCGGAUUUGUGGGAGCCUUCUGGAGAAUCCCAAGACUCCUUCUCUUGUACCUCGUCGCAAUGCUAAUUCUGAUCAUUUUGCUGCUUUCCUUGGUGGUAUUUGUCUACAUGGUGACGCUCAGAGGUCAUGGAGAUGUCGAACCUAAUCGUGCUUACUUGGAAUAUCAUCUCGAUGACUUCUCUCUGUGGCUUCGUCGCAGAGUCAGAAGUUCCUUCAAGUGGGAUCGCAUCAGAAGGUGUCUUAGCUCCACAAAUAUGUGCGCAGACUUGGACCAACGUUACAGAAUGGCUCAAGACUUCUUCAACGCACACCUUUCCCCCAUGGAGUCUGGGUGCUGUAAGCCGCCGACAAAAUGUGGUUACCAGUUUGUGAACCCAACGUAUUGGAUUAGUCCGAUUGAUAAUGGAGGUGAUGAGGAUUGCUCGAAAUGGAGCAAUGACCAGACCCAACUGUGCUACGCCUGUAAUGCUUGCAAGGCUGGUGUGCUAGCAGAUCUGAGGAAGGAAUGGAGGGGGGCGAAUCUGAUAUUGGCCAUUACUUUGGUUGGUCUGAUUAUAGUUUAUGUGAUGGGGCUUUGUGCCUUUAGGAAUGCCAAAACUGAGGAGCUUUUUCGCAAGUACAGGCAAGGCUACACCUGAUGAACAAAAUCCCACCUUAGUUAUGUCCUCAUGUUAAUUACUAGUGA